AUGGAGCAGGGGAAUCCCCAGCCCGCGGCGCCUCAGCCGCAGUGGGGCUACGGAUGGGCACCGGCGGCGCCUGCGCCUCGUAGCAAGCGCCCUCACUCGGACAGCGAAGACGACGCCUUCUCUGAGGAAAGCAGUAAAGAUGCAACGUCUCCCGGCGGCGACUCGUGCCAGCUGAUGACGCGGAAACGGCGGCGCGGCGUCAUCGAGAAGAAACGCCGUGACAGGAUCAACACCUCGCUGACGGAGCUGAAGAGGCUGGUGCCCGCAGCCUGCGAGAAGCAGGGCAGCGCCAAGCUGGAGAAGGCGGAGAUACUGCAGCUAACCGUCGACCACCUCAAGAUGCUGCACGCCAAAGGUGAGCUCGGUUUGGUUUCGUUGCUCGAGAUAACUGCAACUGCAGCUAACUGCAAUUCAUCUCAAGAUGCCACAUGCCGAAGUUACCGCGACCACAAACUACCCGCCACCGUCCAGGUAGGAGGCUUCCACCUGGCGCCCUCCGGCGGCAAAAAACAGGAAGCGGCCACUGGCGCCCAUCGCUCGGCUAUC
Messenger RNA from Iphiclides podalirius (scarce swallowtail), 546 nucleotides. Lineage: Eukaryota; Metazoa; Arthropoda; Insecta; Lepidoptera; Papilionidae. The record is from the annotation of a GenBank genome assembly.